Messenger RNA from Priceomyces carsonii, 330 nucleotides. RefSeq lists its product as uncharacterized. The record is from RefSeq and is a predicted model, not a curated record. The transcript has a single exon. Lineage: Eukaryota; Fungi; Ascomycota; Pichiomycetes; Serinales; Debaryomycetaceae. The coding region runs from base 1 to 330 and encodes 109 amino acids.
AUGCACAAAAGGAACGUCAGCAAUUCACAAGGUAGUUAUGAUUCUUUGAGACAAACAAGCUCUAGAAAUCAGAGUCAAGGCCGUCAAGUCAGGCAACCUAUGAAGUGGGUUAGAGCGGUGAGAUCACUUCCUUCGAACCCAGAAAGCAAUGAUUUUUUAAAGGUUGAUUUCAUCGAAAACAAUUUGAACAAUUCCAGGAAACUCAUUAGUAACAUAAAUUCAUUAGCAAACACUAGUAGGGAAGCAGUGACCACGUCUCAAUCAAUUAAUGAGAAUUUUAUGAGAUUAAGCCAUUUAAGAAAUGAAUUGAGGUGGGUUGAAGAGAUCUAA